UUGGCAGCAGCGUACCGGCUCUCCUCGCUUGUUCACUACCUCGUAUUUUUGACGCAAAAUUUUGGCUAGCGACUUAAAAGAAAUAAUAAUCACGCCUAAUCUUCAGACAGUUCGGCAUGAGAAUUUAAUGAAAUAGGAUAAAAUACAAUUUAAUUCAUCAAUUGGACAAUGGGGACAGUGCUUGCCAAGGAGCCAACGAAACCACGUAAUUUUGGAACACUACCCCAUGAUCAAAAAACGGAAAAACAUAAUGAUUGUUCAAGAGAGAAUGGGCAUUCAACUUAUUCUGACCGUGAGAGUAAUGCACUACCAAGAACACCACCUGUAGCUGAAUCUGAGCCAGUAAAUUGGCAAAGAGUCAAGGCAAGGGUUGACAAGGUACAUGUAGAUGGCUUGAUAAGAACAAAAGACGAUAUCGUCAAAGCUCAGGUUACGGAAUUAUUCAAAGCUAAGGAUUUUCAAGAUGUUCUUGUUCAAGCAGAUAGAGUGCGUGGAAAAUUGGAAGCACUGGACUGCUUUAAGAACAUUGGAAUUUACAUCGACACUAGUAAUGGUCCUGAUGCUACGCCUGACGGUGUUGAGGUGACAUUUACAGUACGAGAAAUGAGACGUCUGACCGGAAGCAUCAACACCAUGGUUGGUAAUAACGAAGGUUCUCUUCUUAUCGGAGCUGGAGCACCCAACAUAUUUGGCAGAGGUGAACGGCUUCGAAUGGAAUACUCGUACAGCAAUAAAAAAUCAUCAAGUCUCAACAUAUCAGCUGUCAAACCAUUCGUAGACAGUUGGCUGCAUAAAGUUUUGACAGCAACUGUGUUCAGUACCGUAAGCGAUUUACCAUGGUCCAGUUAUAAACAGAACGAUACUGGUUUCCUACUGGAUUUAGCUCUGAACCCAGGUGAUGGUACAUCAUUGAAGCAUAAUUUUCAAUACGAGGGAGCCUACAGACACAUUAGUACUUCGAAGCAAGGCUCAUUUUUGGUUCGUGAACAGUCUGGCCCAAGUCUAAAGUCAGCACUCAGGCACAUUUGUUCGAUGGACAGGAGAGACAAUGCUAUUUUUCCAACAGUUGGAUCAUUAGUACAGUUCACCACCGAAGUGGCUGGUUUAGGAGGGAAUAUCGGAUUUGUUAAACACGACUUUGUUAUGCAGAGUAACUGGUCACCAAAUGAACUUGCUACCUUCCAAUUAGGAUUUCAGUCAGGGUUGUUACGAGGAAUAAGUAACGACAUGCAGAUAAGCAUUUGCGACAACUUUUUCUUGGGGGGUCCAUUAAAUCUAAGAGGAUUUGGCAUGAGAGGUUGUGGUCCACGCCAUGAGGGUGAUUUUAUUGGGGGAGAUAUUUAUUGGGCCUUAGCGCUUCACCUUUAUACACCGCUACCGUUUAGGCCAGGUCGCAACAGCUUUGGUGAUAAUUUCAGACUCCAUAGCUUCAUUAAUGGCGGCAAUUUAUCAAAACUCAGUUUCAAAUUUGAUGGCGACUACAAAGACAACCUUAAGAUCUUCACACAAGAUGUCAGAUGUACGACAGGUGUUGGAAUCGCAAUGAAACUUGGAAAUAUGGCCAGAAUUGAGUUGAAUGUAAUCAUGCCUUUGCUUUUUGUUCGGAGUGAUUUGCUGCAGCAAUUUCAAUUUGGAAUUGGACUGCACUACCUCUAGAUAUCGUAAUUGGAAAAUAGAGUUGUACAUUGUUAAUAAUUGAUAGCAUUUAAAUACUACUACUAUACCUGUUGUUGGAUGUGAAGCAAGUCGCUGCGUACUAUGAAGUUAACCACUGUCCUCCAAGUUUUUCAUGAUUUUGUCAAGAUGAUGUGUCUGUAUAGUUUUUAAAAUACAUGAGCUCAGAGCUACAGUAAUAGCAGUA
This is a messenger RNA of Athalia rosae (coleseed sawfly), 1861 nucleotides long. RefSeq names its product sorting and assembly machinery component 50 homolog. The record is from RefSeq and is a predicted model, not a curated record. The transcript is spliced from 8 exons. Gene Ontology annotation, biological process: protein insertion into mitochondrial outer membrane; mitochondrial respiratory chain complex assembly. Gene Ontology annotation, cellular component: outer membrane; SAM complex. Bases 169 to 1656 code for a protein of 495 amino acids. NCBI's taxonomy places the organism in Eukaryota, Metazoa, Arthropoda, Insecta, Hymenoptera, Athaliidae.